AUGUUAAAAUUUACAAGAGCAUUUAGUUUAGAACAUGAUAUCAUACCUCAUAUACCGGUAGAACAACUACCACCAGAGGCAAAGACAUUUAUUGAACACAAUGCAACCGUCAUUGGUAUGGCAAUGGGUGUUCCCAAACUACACAAUUCAUCGGCAGAGUUGAACUCAUUGCCCACCUUUACAUCCAAUCCAAUGCUACAAACACUACCUCCCAACUUUAAUACACCACCUGCUAGAACCUCGUACAGAUCCAACUUUCGUUUGGGGUCGUCAUACAGCGGUCUCAACUCACCGGGUAGCAACCAAAACAGCCCACACUCUUCGAUAAGAUACAGUCACCAACCAAGCAAUGGUCAUCACGACGAUGACGAUGACAAUGACUAUGGCAACAAUAGUGGACUCUUGGAAGACGACGAUGACGCAGAAGGUUCCAACAACGACAUGAACAACUUUCUAAACAGCUAUAACAAUCAAAGAACUAUUGCUCAUAUGAUUAAUCUUCGUAUCAUUGGUCGUGAUAGUAAAUCUGGUAUCCUAGUCAUUGCAAGAAAUGCUAGAAUUAAUGAUAUUCAAAAAACAUGUAUAGAUUUAUUUGAUAUCAACUCAAAGAAAUAUACAAAUGUAUUGGAUUACAGUGGAUUGAUUAUUAGUGCAACUUUGAGUAGUGAUGCAAAGAAAUCAUUUUUAAUAUUUACUGUUCAAUUACCUGAUUCCUCCCCUGACCCAAAUGUUAAUAGAUUAUACUCAUCAUUUAUUUAUGAAAUGAAUAAAAGAAAUAAUAUCUUUCAUUCAUUGGAGAAAUCAUCAACACAUAUUCCAGUCUAUCAUUGCCUACACGUAGAACAGAAAUAUUUGCACCUAUUAUCAAUUCAAAAUGAUGAAUGUUCUACUAUUAGAGUACCCAUUCAAGACGAAAAGUCCAAUGGUUAUUCAUUGCCUCCCAAAUUCUCGUUAAAAAAGAAUAGCUUUACCAAAAAGUUCUUUUGGUAUCAAUACGAUGACAUUAAUCACGUUCUCUAUGUUUUGCAAUACCUCAAACUACGUUCACUCAAUGCACCAUCAGAGAAUCUAUUAAAGAAAUGGGUGUUUAGAGAAGGAAAGAUUCAUCAAAGUGGAGAGUUUCCAAUCUUUUUAAAUAAUACCACUGAUAGAGUAUCAUCCAAUUUCCCCUAUCCUUUUACUCUACCAUCACCAAAAUCAGAUCAAGUAGUUCAAAAUAUUCAUAUUGUACAAUUAGAUAAAUUAAAAUUCUCAAUUCCUCUUGCCUCUAUUGAUGGAGGUGUAUUGUCGAUUCAAGUGACAAGAGUAUUGUUUGAUAGUAUGGGCAACUACUUGUUAAUCUUUGUUCCAGGUCAUUUCCUUCAACUGAUAGAUUGUUCAUCACCAGAACAUGAUCCAUCUAUCGGUAUCACUCUGUACAAUCUUCCAACACAUAUCAAAGAAAUGACAUCUCACGAUUCUUCAGACCUCGUUUCAAUUAGGACUAGACCCUACCCAACAAAAAUUAGUACCUCCAUCUUACCUUUUUAUGUUUUUAGUAAAUCUGAACAAAAUUUAUUAUUUGAUUAUCAUCAUGGUAUAUUAAAAUCAAUAUCAAAUUUAUUCCAAAAAGAAACUAUUGCAAAAUAUGGAUUGGAUAAUGGAGCAGAUUUGAGAGCUUUGCAUUUGGUUAUGAUGCAUAUGCAGGAUAGUGAAUUGGUGUUAAAGAUAUUGGUCAAUGUGUCGAAUGAACCACAACUCAUAUCGUCAGAUCUACUCAAAGAGUAUAUACUUGGACAGACGUAUCUAGAGAUGAAGGGUAGCAAGUUGGAUCCACUCUAUCUACAGGCCCUGCCAAUGACCUGUUCAGAUACAAUGGACAUCUCUCUAUUGAGAAGCAAGUUAAAAGAUAUUGAAUUGACCAAUAUCAAUUGGCAAGCAAUCCACCAAAUUUUCCUUGGAAAUAGUAAUAGCAACAACAAGAUGAUUGACCCUAAAAAGAGAUUACGUUCAUUUGAAGUGGUCAAACAAGAGGGAUGGCAAAAAGAGUCUGGUUCAGUUGUAACUAGCUUUAUCAAGAGUUUCUUUGGUGUUGACGAUAAUAGACCUGAUGAGAUUAGUAGUUAUCGUCGCUAUGAAUCAGGUCCAUUGUCACCGACCAAGACACAAGCCAACUCUAAAAUACCCAUAAAGUAUGCACUCGAUGACUAUGAGGAGGACCCAUUAGUCAAAGGAGAAGCUGAUCGACUGGGCCAACAACUAUCGCAACGUGCAGAUCAACACGAUCAACGCGCUCUACCAGACACUUGUCAUGCACAUUGGCGGGCUCGACCACCAAGGUCCGAUCAGUCGCCAUCCCAAAAAGUCACAGCUCUUUAG
Cavenderia fasciculata is the source of this 2358-nucleotide messenger RNA. RefSeq lists its product as uncharacterized. Gene Ontology annotation, biological process: positive regulation of amyloid-beta formation. NCBI's taxonomy places the organism in Eukaryota, Evosea, Eumycetozoa, Acytosteliales, Cavenderiaceae. Gene Ontology annotation, cellular component: trans-Golgi network. The coding region runs from base 1 to 2358 and encodes 785 amino acids. The transcript has 7 exons. The record is from RefSeq and is a predicted model, not a curated record.